Mya arenaria is the source of this 4442-nucleotide messenger RNA. RefSeq lists its product as uncharacterized. NCBI's taxonomy places the organism in Eukaryota, Metazoa, Mollusca, Bivalvia, Myida, Myidae. The transcript has 6 exons. The record is from RefSeq and is a predicted model, not a curated record. Gene Ontology annotation, biological process: regulation of transcription by RNA polymerase II. The coding region runs from base 199 to 1683 and encodes 494 amino acids. Gene Ontology annotation, cellular component: nucleus. Gene Ontology annotation, molecular function: DNA-binding transcription factor activity, RNA polymerase II-specific.
CGAAAUCGUUGCUAAAAUGAUUAAUGGGCAAAUGAUAUUUCAAAUGUAAGAUGCUAGAAGACAUUUAAUCAGCAAUGGAUAUCGCAAAUGUGAGAUCAGACCUCCAAUAUAUUUGGAAAGGAUUUAUGCAAGUAAAUGGUAAAUGAAUUGCACAAUUGAUAAGAAUAUCUAACAGAUGUCAGCUCGGUACUGUUAGCAAUGUCAAUUAUUCGGAGCUUGUCGUGUGAAUUUUGCCACAAAGAAGAGGGUGAUUUACGACGGUGUACACGCUGCUUCUCCGUCUACUACUGCUCUAAGGAAUGCCAGAUUGCUAACUGGCCCAAUCAUUCCGUUUCAUGUUCAUCAUACUUAAGUAGAAGUAAUCGAGCUGGUUUGAAUAGACCGACGUCGUCAACAUCUGCCAAAGGUGAGACCUCAGAUAACAAGGAGACUACAGCUCCACUGAAUAAUGAAGAUGAGCGCAAAGGUACGGUCGAUUUAACAUCAAAAUUUAAGCAGGAGUAUAACAGUAGACAAAACAAGGCUGCGAAAGUACAGAAGCCUUCUACAUUGUGUGCCCGCUGUGCAAAACCCGAGAGUUCCAAACGGUGUGCGAAGUGUAAAAGCGUCUACUACUGUUCUCAGUUAUGUCAAAAAGCUGACUGGAAACAGCAUAAACCGUCGUGCGAAGAGUUGGCAGCACACUUGUGUAGCUUUUGCAGCGAGCCCAAUUGUAGUUUAAGAUGCUCUAGAUGCAAGAUUUCCUUGUACUGCUCGGUAAACUGCCAGAGAAAACACUGGACAACUCAUAAACAAAUAUGCAUGUCGGGCUUGUCUGCAAACAGCUCCGAUAUUGAUCAAGCAGAAGGGAAAACAAACGACAAUGAAACGCACAGGACAUUCGAUGAAAAGGGCCCUAAAACAACUCAAAAUACAGCACAUGAAAUAAAGAAAGGGAUGGCAGACGCAGAUCCGUCUAUAAAACGUUGCUGCAGUUGUGAGACAAGCGGAUGUAGCCUGAAGUGCUCACGCUGCAAGGCUGUGUUCUACUGCUCGCACGAGUGUCAACGUCAGGACUGGACCUCUCACAAACGUUCAUGCGUCCGGGUGUACACGGAGGAAGAACAGCGAAUCAUUGAAGAACGUCAGCGACAGAAACGGGCGCAGAGGGAAAGUAUGUUUCCGGACGGAGAACCCAAUUUUGCGAUUAACACUUCUAAUCAUCCUGGAGGCUUAGAUAGGUUCUUUGCCAUGCUGACACCAGAGCAAUGUCUCAUUAAUGAGGCGCGUCCUGCAGGAUCCCUACAGAAAGCAAUUGUAUUAGCCCGCGUGAUGUUCCCGUUUCAUGAGAUUCUCACGAGUUUUGAGAACGUGCCCUGGGAGGAAAUGUUUCCCUUCCACCUCUUCUUCGCUCUGGCCCAUCGACCAAGCGUGCUCCUGGCCUUCAUGUUCCGCUACCAUGAGCACGCAAUGAGGCAUGGCGUCUAUCUCAAGGACGACAGCGACAAUGAAAGCCAUGUAGAGUUUUACCUAGACCAUUGGGGCGACAACCCGUUCCCCUUCUUUUCUUACAAAGACGUCCGGCCCGGCGGAUAUCUCUGCAUCCAACAGCCGGAAAUUCAUAGAUUCGGAGAUGGCGCCGUCGGCUUUCGCAUCAAUGAACCACAGGAAGUCAAGAUAAUUGACAAGAAUAUGUUAAAUUGAACUUUCCGAUCAAGACUGUGAGUAGAUUUUAGAUAAUCGUUUAGCAAACACUAUGACUAUGUUAUAUUUAAUGUUCCCACUCUUGUUGUCCAUUAUGUUGUAUGAUCAUAUAUACUCCUUCGCCUGUAGAAAAGAGAGAGGUGUUCGUUGGUUUAUCGUCGUUUAAACAGAAAAUCAUGGAAUUUACAUAUAUGCUCAUCUUUUGUUUGACUGUUCUCGUGAUGGAACAUUUCCUUCGCUUUAUGGAGUGUUGUCAUUUUUCAUGAUGUAAAAGGCAAAGCAGUACAAUCUACAUGUCAUCUGAGUUAAUUGGCUACCUUUUUUAAAUAUUUGAAUUGGACCAGUGUCAAUCUUUGUUCAGACCUUAAGAACUCCUUGUAAGCAGACUAGUGGACAAAAAUCAGUCCUAUUGAAUAGUAUGACAUGACGUCGUUGCUUCCCUUGAAUAUGGAGAACACUUGUUUUCACUUUUUCGAUUCGAGUUGUCUUUAAUCUAUUUUACAUACUUCAUGAAACCAAUGUUUUUUCUCAAUUCUGAAUCAACAAUUCUAUGUAUAUCGAUGUAUAUCAGUAGCAUUCGGAGGACAUAUACACGGACAUAAGAUUUGAAAACCCACAUAUUUGAUGUAUAUUUAAAACAGUUGAUUUUGAUACAGUCUUUUCAAUGCUAUUUAAAGCCAAACAUUGAUUCCUAUUAAGAAGGAAAAGAAUUAGAAAGAACAAUAACUUAUCAUUAAACGUUUAUAUAAGAUAUUAUAAAUGUUUAUCUCCCUUUUUUUAGAAAUAUCAUUCUGACAUUUAUAUUUUACUAUUCAAUGUUGAUGUGGAAUUACAAAUGAUACCGUAUACAAAUAGAUUUGAAGUGACGUUUUAAAACGUUUGCAUUUAUAUCCAAACCGAUUUUGACAUAUGAAGCAAGGUCUGUAUAAACUUGCUUCAGUGAUUGUGAAUACAUUUGAAUGAAAACAAUAUUUAUGACCACCACAAACUGUUUUUUGUUAGUUUUUACAAAUAUCAAUAAAUUAAUCUUAGAUAUCUUAGAUUAUAACCUUCGUUUCCAUCGCCUAAAAUUGCAUAUCGUCCUUCAAUUAGUACCACACUUUCACGUUAAGACUUACAAUUAUACAACUUCUCAGACUUUGCAAAUUCAGGCGCGUCGCGUCAUACUCGUUGUCUUGUUCAAGUAAACUUUUGAACUGAAAGUAAAAUAAAACAACACUUUUAAAUACGAAAAAGACAUUAAAAAUAUUUCGAAUGGAUGUAGGGGGGUCUAACAUAGAUGAACUCUUACUUACUGUAAGCAUUAAACGGAUAAAAUAUACUAGUGUUCCGACUCUUAUAACAAAAUACGCCAAUUAUUUAGUUGCUCAGUAGAGCUAGCGCUGUGUCAAUAUUGUUAACGACCGUAACCUAGCUCGAGUAUCUAUUAUUUUUAACGGUGUUACUUCCCUUAUUGUUUACAUCGCCGUUUUCAUAUGGUCGUUUCGUCUGCAGUGAACAUGACCUUUGAUUCCGGAUGCAGAGCCGAUACAAUGAUAAUUUGGUCUCCCGCCAGCAGAAAACACGUAUUAAGUAAUAGUUAGAUGACAUGAAGUGAAUUCUUAAUUAUUAAGAAUGGGCGGAGUGAGCAAAGCGAAUGGAAUUGCAGAUAGGCAGAUAGGCAUUUAUUAAGUACUAGACUUAAGAAUUUAACUUUCGUGGGUGUUUAAAGCUCCGCUUAUUGCCAAUCGUCCGAUACACAUUCCCAGCGUCAAAUUUUGUGUUGACAAUCCACGGUAUCAGCCAAUGAGAUUGUAUUCUAAGUUAGACAAAUGACCUGAAGUAAUACCUUAAUUAUUAAGAAUUUUCUUCAUGUCAACGAACUGUUAAAUAGAGUACGUAAACAAGAACUUAAGUACUUAUUACCUUGUAAUAGUUUUUGAUUGGUUUUGGCCUUCGAAACGAUUAAGCGCAGUUCGGUGCCGACUUAUCGUUUUUAGAUUACAACCUACAUUUUUAGCCAAUGAAAUUGCAGAAAGCCAUAAAUUAAGUGCUAGAUGGUAUCAUUAAGAAUUUUACCUUUCGUGGGUCUUUAAAAGUCGCCCUACUGUCACUCAUCCGUUACACACUCCCUCGCAACGCUCAGUCCGCCCAAUCUUAAUCAUUAAGAAUUUACUUUAAUCAUUUAGCUAUUACAUAAGACCAAAGUUAAAUGCUGGCCUUUUUAGUGUUUAACGCGACUUACCGUGCACAUGCUUGAUUGAGAAAAGCAUUUUCUUCAUUUUCAUGUAUUUAUAAAAAAACAAUAGAAAUUAACUUUUAACCCAAUUAAAGUGGCACUUUGAUUCUGUUUGUAACAGAAUGAUCAGUUUUGUUUUUCUGCCUUUAGCAUCUUUUAUUUGUUCUUAUUAAAGUAAGACUUUUUCCCACUUGUGACCCCACACAAAAUCAUAUGACAUUGCGAGUUCAAAGUUAUUUUGCAACUUUUAUACUGAUGGGUUUUGUGUACUGCUGGAUUUGUUAUUUAUUUUGUUGAUUUGGGUUUGAAGGUAUUUAGCAUGUAGCAUGUCAUCAUUGAUGGUUCCAUGACUUCGCUGGAUGUUAUGGCUAUCAUUAUAAGUUGAGUUUAAAAUUCUUUCCAUGUAUCAUUUUUAGACGGAUGGUUUCAGUAUUUCGCAAAAUGGGUUGAUUAUCAUAUAAUGGCUUUGAUUACGGUGUAGUUUUCGUUCUAAUCGGUUGUAACUUCUCGUACUAGGUUAAAUAAACCAAGAAGUUUUUAA